AUGGAUGAGAGAAACAAAGAAAUUUUCAAAAUGAGAGGCACGGCUGAUCGGCGGCCAAUUCUCCCAGAGGAAGCAGCAGCCUUCUUCCAUGCCAUUGAUGCCCGCGAUGCUGCUGGGUUUGGCAUCCGCAAACUUGCAACUCUUGACAUAGACGGCCUCCACGAGGCUCCCGCGUGCAUCAGCUGGGAACGCAGCAUCAGCCUCAUCUACUAUGCCGCCUGGCGAAAGCGUGAUCAUUUCGUCAAUGCUCUACUUCACGCGCGCGCAAAUCCCUCUGUGCGGGAUGAAGGCCUCUCCAGCUCAAAACCGGCCGGCGAGGAAGCGGCACGUCAGAUCGUGGAUUCCCUAAGAAUGGAAUCGGCAGUCUGGCUAAUGCGGGCCCUCGUGCAGCUGCGCUUCCGUGGGCGGCGAGUGGAGUCCACGCGUCACUGCGAGGAAUGCCAGACUACAAAUGAACUUCGGGCUGCCGACGGCCUGGGCACGAUGCUAGCUUGGCCAUGCGGACACCAGUGCUGCGAAGCCUGCCUUUGGCGGCGAGCAGCACGCAUUGCCAGCUGCCGAGGCGCCUCUGCGGCUGCCGAGCUUUCUUGCCCAGCAGUGGGCUGCAGCGUGGCGGCCCUGGUGUCGGAGGCGAAGAGUGGUUAUAAUCCAAGCACGAGCCCAGCGGAGAAGAAGGAGGAUUGGAACUGUUCCCAUUGUGGUUAUUCUAACUUUGCAAGACGCCAGACAUGCCGAAACUGCGAUUCGCUUCGGAAUGGCGCUCUGGAAGUUGGAGAUGUUCCGGCAGCGGAUGAGCGCUCAUCCUGCGCCGUGGACGAGGAACAGACGUUAAUGAAGCGUUGGGAAGCCUGGCCCCCCUCCACAAGACGUGAGGCCAUGCUGGAGCAGUUCCUGACACUGCCAGAGGUUGAGGCCCCGGAGGUGGCUCCCAAGGUCUCGAAAGCUCCGAGGUUCCAGGCGCAGCAUCCGCGCGAGGCGGCCUCAGCGCACCUGGGCGCUACGCGGCAGGAGCGCACCGCAGAACUGCACAAGGCAGCUGCAGCAGGGGACACGCUUCGCUUGCUCGCCCUCUUUGAGGCCGGAGUAGACGUCGACGCUGCGAACGAGUACGGCCAGUCGCCAGCCUUCCUAGCAGCUUAUCACGAUGCGGCCGAGGCAAUCUCGCUGCUUGCAUGGGCCAGAGCAGACCUUGACCGUCCUGCGAAUGGAGGCUCUUCUGCAUGGGCCUGUGCUGCUGCCAUUGGACAUGAAGGUGCUGCACGUGCCCUGGUGGAGGCCGGCGCAAGGACGGUCCCUGUGCAACGCUCUGCCUUUGUUGGCUCAGAGCCGGACCCGUCCUUCCACUGGCUGAUCCCACUCGACUCGGACGCGGCCGGGGCCGGAAGUUGCAUCCUGGACGAUGCCUUGGCUGAGAACUUCCUAUGUCAGGUGGACCACCUUUUCGAAAGCUUGCCUGUGGCGGCCCGAACGAAAAGCUGCUCCUCCGAUCGUAGCUACUACUGCGACUCGGAAGGAUGGAUACAGGAAGCGUUUAGGCGUGCUUUCCUUGCCGCCCAAGAGAAGCACCGAGCGCUUGCGGAUCUUGCGCUGGAGGUUACAAUGCCUCAUAUGCGCUUCCUGCACUAUGCAGAUGUCGGAGGUGGUCUGCCGCCGCACCUCGAUCUCGUGAGAACUGACGAGAAGGGAAGACGAUCCACUCACACCUUCAUCCUCUACUUAAGCGACUGCUCUGGUGGUGGCGGCGAGACGGUUCUCCUCCAUCGCAUGGAGGACAACGCCGAGGCCGUUCUUGCUGCCGUCGAGCCUCGCAGAGGGCGGUUGCUGCUCUUUCCCCACCUUUGCCCGCACCUCGCGCGGCCCACGGUGGUGGUCCCCAAGCUCCUGCUCCGUGGCGAGGUCCGGCUCUGUGCGGCUCAGCAAGGUACCCUUGUCUACGAGUCUACCGAGGAGACUCGAAUCUUGAUGUUCGGCACUAGAUCACUAGAUUCCAACAGUCUGUCUUUUGCAAAAUCGAGGCAUCGCUAUUCGAGGGUGAAGAGAUUUUGCAGGUGGCGAGGGUUGAUAUUAUGCGGCUGCUCUGUUUGGAUGCACGGCACUCCGCCGUUGGGUUUACAGCUGAAUGCGACUCUCGCAGCCCGUGGGUGCUCAACUACGCAAGUAUUAGCGAUGCACGCUCCAAGUCGUCACAGCUGA
Molecule: messenger RNA, 2193 nt
Organism: Symbiodinium necroappetens
Lineage: Eukaryota; Dinophyceae; Suessiales; Symbiodiniaceae
Source: the annotation of a GenBank genome assembly